Periophthalmus magnuspinnatus is the source of this 2405-nucleotide messenger RNA. RefSeq names its product protein kinase C-binding protein NELL1-like. The transcript has 19 exons. Gene Ontology annotation, molecular function: calcium ion binding; protein binding. The record is from RefSeq and is a predicted model, not a curated record. NCBI's taxonomy places the organism in Eukaryota, Metazoa, Chordata, Actinopteri, Gobiiformes, Gobiidae. Bases 70 to 2319 code for a protein of 749 amino acids.
GCUCGCGGUGGACUCUCGGCUCUGGAGCUCCGGUUUGGACUUUAUCUUUGGGCACAAACUCCCGCUGUGAUGGAUAUGUACCUGUUUUUUGUUUCGCUUUUCGCUGUUCUCGCGCGUCCAGCUCGAGGCUCAGAUGGCGACUAUCAGAUGGACAUAAUCCAGGAGUUGGACCGGACUAACUCCACGUUGGGGAUUACUCAAGUCCCCGGACUCCACAACGGAUCCAAGGCCUUUCUCUUCAGAGAUGUGUCCCGGGCCGUGCUCCUCCCCCCUCCCCUCUCCUCUCGUCUGAUCCAGAUGUUCAGAGGAAAGUCCGAGUUCACGUUUUUGGCCACAAUCCAACAGAAGUCCUCCACAUCUGGGGUCAUCUUCUCCAUCCACGAGUCGGAGCACAGUUUCUUUGAGCUGGAGAGCAGUGGGGUGCGGGAGGAGAUCCGGUAUCGUUACAGACACAGAGGAGAGGAGCGUUCCGAGACGUUUCCGUACCGACUUUCCGAUGGACACUGGCACAGGAUCGCUCUGAGCGUGUCCGCGUCUCACCUGCAGCUGCACAUCGACUGCAACAGGGUGUACGAGCGUGUGAUAGACCCUCCUCAAACAGAUCUGCCCCAGAGCAGUGCAGUGUGGCUGGGCCAACACAGCACCAAGCACGGCCUCUUCAAGGGGGUGAUCCAGGACGUGAAGUUUGUUUUCGCUCCAAAUGGAUUCAUCGCUCAGUGUCCAAACCUCAACCGCACCUGUCCGACCUGCAGUGAUUUCCUGAGUCUGGUUCAGGGGAUCAUGGACCUCCAGGAUCUUCUGGCCAAGAUGACCCUCAAAUUGACCUACGCCGAGUCUCGCCUGGCGCAGCUGGAGGACUGUCACUGUGAGAGAACCUGCACCGUGAAUGGGGUUUCCUACAGAGACACGCAGGGGUGGGCGGAGCCAGAGAACUGCAGAACCUGCGUUUGUAAGAAUGGAAUAGUGGAAUGUCGAAGGAUUUUCUGUCCUCCAACAAACUGCUCUGAAGACUCCCUCCCCGUCCAUGAGCAAGGCACCUGCUGCAGAAAGUGUAGACCUAAAUGUCAGUCCCAUGGACAGACUUUUGCAGAAGGACAACGUUUCUUGUCUCGAGACUGCAGAGAAUGUAAGAACGGUCAGAUGGUCAAAGUGUCUCUGUCCUGUCCUGAGUUAAACUGCAGCCUCACAGAGCAGGUGCUACCGGAGGGACGCUGCUGCAACGUGUGUGCAGGUCAUGACUUCUGCUCGGAGGGCGUGGUCUGUGGACUGAACUCGGACUGUGAAAACCUCAAGACCAAAGCCCACUGUAUCUGUCGCCAUGGAUACGCCUCUGCUCACGGAGAUCAGACCGACUGUGAAGACAUAGACGAGUGUUCAUCUCAGACUCACUUCUGUCAGACAAACUCUGUCUGUGUGAAUGUCCCUGGGUCCCAUCGCUGUGACUGUCUGCCCGGGUACACACGAGUCGACCAGUACUCCUGCACAGAACAUGAUGACUGCUCUCCUGGUUUACAUUCCUGUGAUGCAAACGCGAUCUGCACAAACACCGUCAGAGGUCACCUGUGCACCUGUAAACCCGGCUACCGCGGCAACGGGACCGUGUGCAGAGCGUUCUGUGAGGAGGGCUGUCAGAGUGGAGGAACAUGCGUUGCUCCAAACACAUGUCUCUGUGCCUCAGGAUUCACUGGACCAAACUGCGAGACCGACAUAGACGAGUGCUCAGAUACCCUGGUAAAAUGCCAUAAUCACUCUCACUGUGUGAACCUGCCUGGGUCGUACCACUGCGACUGCCGCUCGGGUUUCCACGACGAUGGGACCUACCAAGUGGAUGGAUCUUCCUGCGUGGACAUAGAUGAGUGCUCGCUGCUGCUCCACUCCUGCUCGAACGACUCCGUGUGUGUGAACACUCCUGGAGGAUUCUCCUGCCUCUGCACCAAAGCACCGGACUGUAGAGGAGACUGUCCACAACCAGGGGGCGCCAGACUCAACGGAGAAGAGUGGACCCCGAGUCAUGACCCCUGCUCCAUCUGCUCCUGCAAGGAGGGGGAGGUGGAGUGUUGGCCUUUGCCCUGCCCCGUGCUGUCCUGUAGUUACAGCGCUCUACCACAGGGGGAGUGCUGUCCACGCUGUGUGUCUGACCCUUGUACGGCACAGGAAGUCCCGCCCCCUGCCCUGGGUCUCAGCUGCAGGGACCAGAGUGGCUCCGAGCACCUGUCAGGAGACACCUGGCACCUGCCCAACUCACCGUGCACCACCUGUCAGUGCAAGAAUGGAAGCGUGUGCUGUGCGGUCGAGCUGGAGUGUCUACAGAACAACUGAGAUCCUCCAUGAACCUGAGUCUGUGGAGUAGACCAGGACUAAACCAGGAUUAAACCAGGACUAAACCUGGACUAAACCAGGAUUAA